Messenger RNA from Soboliphyme baturini, 504 nucleotides. NCBI's taxonomy places the organism in Eukaryota, Metazoa, Nematoda, Enoplea, Dioctophymatida, Soboliphymatidae. The record is from the annotation of a GenBank genome assembly.
GUUGUUCCGGUUGCUGAUUUGGCCAAAUACGUAUACGACACCAGCGAUAUGGACAGUGUCACAUCCAUAAUUGCUGCCCUUGUGAAAGACAACACGAUUACGGCGGCUGAAGCAUCGAGGUACCUUGAAGCGAUACGUCAACAGCUGAUCGCCAUGCACAAACAUCUGCUGAAGGACCUAAAGGCAACCCCGAUUUCACGCGAAAAGCCGAAAACGACCAUCGCUGAAACGUUCAAUCAAAUGCUUAUCUUCACCGAAGUUUUGCUGAAUGGUGAACAAGCGAAACAGAACUUAUUUGACAGUCUCAAAGAACUGUACGCACUUUACAAGCAAGGAAAUCAGCAAUCGUACGAACUACUUCGUCGGUACAUCAGUUUCAUUCAAGUCGAAGGCGAGGCGAAUCGCAUCAGCAAAGAGGCACAGAACAUUAUUUACUCUUUCGUGGUCAGCGCUUUCAAGGAGGUGAACAACGAAUUGGAGCUUCACAAGAUUCACAGAGCAUGA